AUGGCCAUUGAUACUGAAGAAGAGGCGAUUUUUGAAUUCCUAGAAGCUUUAGAAGUGGAGCCAAAGCCAUCUGAACAAAGCCUAAGAAGACAAAACUCAAAAAACAAGAAGCUGUUGGAAUACCCAGUUCACGUCGGUAUUUCUAUUAAUACUCCUUUAAUUGAUUCACUUGCAAAAGUUCCAGAAUACGCGAAGUUCCUCCAAGACUUAAUAGACACUCGCCAAGAAUUAAGGAAGAAUUGCAAGGUCAUUCUAAGUGAACAAAGCUCAAGGGUUGUAUUGGGAGAGAUACCUAAAAAGAUGGGAGAUCCUAGACGCCUCACUCUUCCAUGUGAGUUUGGAAAUAAUUUGAAGACAUAUCCUUUAGCCAGUUCUGGGGCUAGCAUAAGCAUAAAUUUGAUGCCAUUUUCAUUCUAUCAAAAAUUAAAUAUUCAGAAGAUGAAGGCUAUGAAGAUGACAAUCCACAUGGAAAACCGUUUAGUGACUCACCCAAGAGGGAUAGUAGAAGACAUCCUUGUAAAAAUUGGGAAAUUCGUUUUCCCAGUUGACUUUGUAGUGAUUGACAUGAAAGAGGAUGUGAAUGUCCCUAUCAUUCUUGGUCGCCCUUUACUAAAUACUGCUAGGGCUCUUGUCGAUAUUCGAGAAUCCAAGCUCACGUUGAGGGUUGGUGAUGAAGAAGAAACUUUUGGACUACAAGAUGGUUUCCAAGGAUAUGAUGUCCAAGGUGAAGUGUUCAAUAUUGAAGAUGAUAAUGAGCUUGCAUAA
This is a messenger RNA of Lactuca sativa (garden lettuce), 765 nucleotides long. Lineage: Eukaryota; Viridiplantae; Streptophyta; Magnoliopsida; Asterales; Asteraceae. The record is from RefSeq and is a predicted model, not a curated record.